This is a messenger RNA of Lonchura striata (white-rumped munia), 657 nucleotides long. The record is from RefSeq and is a predicted model, not a curated record. NCBI's taxonomy places the organism in Eukaryota, Metazoa, Chordata, Aves, Passeriformes, Estrildidae.
GCCAUGGCACCCUGCAGCUUCACCCUCCUCCUCCUCCUGCUGGACACGCUGAUCUUCCCAGAGCACGGACACGGCCUCCGGCGGCACAAGAGGGACUGGGUCAUCCCCCCCAUCAACUGCCCUGAGAACGACAAGGGACCCUUCCCCAAGCAGCUGGCACAGGUACGUGUGCCCGGGGAGACCGGGCAGGAUCCAGGGGAUCCCUGGGGGACUGGGACACGUCUCACCCCCCUCUUCCUGCCCUGCUGCCAGAUCAAAUCCAACAAGGACAAGGAGACCAAGGUUUUCUACAGCAUCACGGGGCAGGGAGCGGAUACCAUCCCCGCGGGUGUCUUCAUCAUCGAGCGGGAGACGGGGUGGCUGGAGGUGACAAAACCCCUGGACCGGGAGGAGAAGGAUAAAUACGUGCUCUACUCCCACGCCGUGUCGGCCAACGGGCAGCCCGUGGAAGACCCCAUGGAGAUCAUCAUCACCGUCACUGACCAGAACGACAACCGGCCCGUCUUCACGCAGGCAGUUUUCCACGGUUCUGUGCUGGAGGGAGCUGAGCCAGGCACAUCGGUGCUGCGGGUGCUGGCCACCGACGCAGACGACGCCGUGAGCUCCAGCAAUGGCGUUGUGAGCUAUUCCAUCCUGAGCCAGGUGCCAGAGAAGCCC